UCUUGACCUGACGUUUGUCAGAAUCGGCUGAGAUCGCGACUUGGCCGAGAUCAUCCAAUCGUUCGUCACCGAUGCCGAGUUCCGAAGGGAUGCCGGUUCCAGCCACAUCGUCGAUGCGACCAUCGUGGUAGGUGCCCUUCUCUAUUCGCUCUCGCUUGAGUGAAUCCGCAAUCGCGUGCUGCUCCUCUCGUGCUUCCUUGCGAACUUGGCGUUGCUCAGCCUGUCGGUGAGAGCCACCAACCUGCUUGAGUGCCGCGCGGACAACCCCCAGCAUUUCUCGCACUUGUUCGUUGAGGGUGCUGCUGAGAUUGGCUGUUCUGCUGUCAGAAUGUUUGGUGUUCUGCUCGCGAGACUCACAUUUCUGUCCAAUCAAUCCUACGCUGACUAGAUCGACAAGGUGACUGAUCGAGUUCAUGAAGGAGCGUCCGACAGUCAAUCGUCAAGACGCUACGGUCAGCAUCCUUCAGUACGGCUUCUGUCAGAUUGCUUUUGCCGCUGCCUUGGGGACCAUGGAUGAAGGUGAUGGUCGAGGGCCAGUCGGCCUCGUCUGCAGAAGAAAGCUGCGCUACGGGUGUAAACAACUUGAACUCCAUCGACUUGUUGCGCAGCCAUUGAUAGAUUCUGAAUUCUGGGAAAGUUCGAUCAGACGUUUGCAUAUGAAAUGCAGCGACUUGCCUCGUAUCUCAAACCAAUCCUGCAGUUUG
Molecule: messenger RNA, 704 nt
Organism: Mycena citricolor
Lineage: Eukaryota; Fungi; Basidiomycota; Agaricomycetes; Agaricales; Mycenaceae
Source: the annotation of a GenBank genome assembly